AUGCCUUCUCUCUACACAGUCACAGAGCUCAAGUGGAGAAACAUGUCCCUUGAUCAAAACACAAGAUCCUUUAUAACUGCAAAUAUGCCUGUUUAUACAUAUAAUAUGAAGGGAGACUGGAUUGCAGAUUAUCCAUAUAUUCAGGAUAACUGCUAUUACGGUGGAUAUGUGGAAGAUACUGUAGACUCUCAGGCCCUUCUCUCUACCUGCACUGGGCUUUGGGGACAUGUGCAAAUUGGGAAUUUACGGUAUGAAGUUGAACCUAUUGAAAAUUCUCCCACAUUUCAACACCUUAUUUAUCGAACGACUCCAGAGCACCUUGAACCAUGCAGAGGGAUUGUUGAAGAUGGAGUAGAGUUAGCAAAUGAAGCUGGAGAACUGAGAAUGGUUGACAGGGAUGACCCGAUUUCUUCUGCUAGAGGACUAGAUGAUCCAGAAUAUUAUACGACUACCCGAUAUCUAGAGUAUUAUGCUGUUGUUGACAAAAGCACGUUUAUUCUCAAUCAUCGUAAUGAAAGUCGAUUACUGUUGAUAAUGCUUCGUAUGAUGUCAGAUGUUCACAGUAUAUACUUGCCAUUAGGUUUUCGCAUUUAUUUGGUAGGCCUUGAGUUGUGGACAGAGAGAAACUACAUAACAAUUGAUACUGAAAACCUUAGCAUGACUUUGGUGGCAUUUUAUCAUUAUGCCAGCUAUGAGCUUCAGCAUCGUGUACAUUUUGAUCAUUCGAGCAUAAUUACGGCUAAAGGGGUUCCUGCUGGACUUGCAUGGGGAGACCGUUUUUGUCUUUACACACAUGUUUCAGUGUCUGCUGUUCGUACAUAUAGAAAUCCUAAAGUUGAUGCCGAAACAAUUGCUCAUGAGCUGGGUCAUUCUCUUGGCUUUGCACAUGACGACACACCAUUAAAUAAAGCCCGGGGCUGUGACUGCAAUUGCACCAAGCCUGGCAGCUGUAUAAUGGCAGCAGGGGGCAAUCCAACAUGUUCAAGACUGAGUAAUUGCAGCAGGCAGGUAUAUUAUGAUACAAUCAGAAAACCAGGAAAAGAAUGUUUUCUUGACAUACCUAGCAACGUAUUUAGGAGAAAAAUCUGUGGAAAUGGUAUCAUUGACGACAAAGAAGAAUGCGACUGCGGCCAUGAUGAGGGUCUGCAGAGCUGUCUGACCACCACUGUGGGUGGUUACUCCAAGCCCCUUCUUCACUUUGAAACACCACAGAAAAGGCAGGGGGAGCGGGCACACCCCCAGACUGAAAGAAAGACUGCUUCUGAAGAUGUUGCAGCAUCUGAGAAGGGGGAUAAGAUAGCUGUGGGGGCCGCCCAUGGAACGCUCAUGCUAGAUAGUGAACUAGAAGGAGCAGGGAUCCUGAAUCUAUUCAUACAACCAGGAAUGAAAUUUUCAGGGGCCAGUGAACAGUUUUUAAAACAGUGGAUGCAAAGACCAGAAAAUCCAUAUUCAUUUGCUGACCACCCACACUCUAAAGACCUGUCUGAAUGCCGAAGGAAUGGUUGUUGCCAAAAAGACUGUAAAUUCUUGCCAGACAUUGACUGUCUUUAUGGACUUUGCUGUGAGAAAUGUAUGUAUUUAGGAGAGGGAAGAGCGUGUAGAGAAGCUGCUUCCGAGUGUGACCUCCCAGAGUACUGCAAUGGGACUUCCGCCAAUUGCCCACCGGAUGUUCAUAAGCAAGAUGGGACGCCCUGUAGCAACAGCAACCAUUGUUUCAUGGGAAAUUGCCUUGAUCUCCAUAAACACUGCACAGCUCUUUUUGGCCAAGGUGCAAAACAGGCCCCUCUGAGUUGCUUCAAGGAAGUUAAUAUGAGAGGCGACCGGACUGGCAACUGUGGCGAGGAUGGACUAAAGUACAAGAAAUGUGAUGAAGAAGAUGUCCUCUGUGGAAGGCUCCAGUGCAUUCAUAUUAAGAAAAUUCCAAAAAUGUUAACCAGACAAGCUGUAGUUCAGACUCCAGUGGAGGAUACCUUAUGCUGGGGUGUAGAAUUUCAUCUUGGGCGGGACAUUUAUGACCUUGGAGCAGUGAGAGAUGGAACGACCUGCGGCAUUGACAAGAUAUGCAGAAACAGAUCAUGUGUUGACCGGGACAUUCUGAAUUAUGAUUGUGAUUUCUCUAAAUGUAACAACCGAGGGGUGUGCAACAGCAAGAGAAACUGCCAUUGUUCUUAUGGAUGGGCCCCGCCCUUCUGUUCUGGCAGAGGCUUCGGGGGAAGCAUUGACAGUGGGCCCCCUCCGAGUUACAUGAGUAAGUAUCCGCUGCUUCCAGCCCAUUUGGGCUCUUACCUUCAAGGGGCUUUGCUAGUUCCAGUCUCUGGGGAAUCCACCCAUGGACAGUUAGUGACUAAAGGACAUUCUUGCCUGUGCUUUGGCUAUUGA
Molecule: messenger RNA, 2379 nt
Organism: Rhineura floridana
Lineage: Eukaryota; Metazoa; Chordata; Lepidosauria; Squamata; Rhineuridae
Product: disintegrin and metalloproteinase domain-containing protein 20-like
Exons: 19
Coding region: 1-2379 (792 amino acids)
Biological process (GO): proteolysis
Molecular function (GO): metalloendopeptidase activity
Source: RefSeq, a predicted model, not a curated record